AUGGCGGCUGAUGUACCUGGCUUUGGCACAUCGAACGAAUUUGGAUUAGCUAUUCGUGAAUUGCGGGAAGCAUUACCAGGGGACGAUAGCGUUUCGACUGACGCGGAUGAAUUGGAACGACACGGCUUCUCUUUGUAUGAUUAUCAUCCAGGUGUAUUGCAUUCUGUUGUCGUAUACCCCUUGACGACGGACGAUGUCGUGAAGAUCGUAAAUAUCUCUCGUAAGUAUCGCAUGCCUAUCGUGCCUUAUUCUGGAGGUACGAGUCUUGAGGGUCACAAUCGUGGUCACCCGUCGGGCGGAAUAUGCGUCGAUAUGUCGGGAAUGGAUCGUAUCAUCGAGAUUCACGAGGCGGAUUCCGACCUUGUUUGUCAACCAGGCUGCCUUUGGGUCGAUAUAAAUGAAACAUUGCGACAGAAAGGGAUAAAGCUUUUCUUUCCGCUAGACCCCGCACCUGGAGCUACGAUCGGUGGUAUGCUCAGCACCGGCUGCUCAGGAACAAACGCUGUUCGGUACGGGACAGCUAAAGGGGAAUGGUUCUUGAACGCGACAGUUGUGCUCCCUUCCGGAGAAGUAAUCAAGACUCGAAGUCGGGCAAGAAAGUCGUCUGCUGGAUUUGAUUUAACAAAAUUGUUCAUCGGUGCUGAAGGGACGCUGGGCAUUGUAACUGAAGUUACUAUCCGUCUUGCACCAGUCUUGCCCACCACGGUUGCCGUUGUUCACUUUCCAGACGUAAAGAAAGCCACGGAAGCCGUCAUUGAAGUCCUCAAUCAAGGUGUUGGCAUUCAAUGUGUCGAGCUUCUUGACGACUUAUUCAUGGCGGCUACGAAUAAGUACGGGAUGUCCAUGCGCAAGUGGCCGGAGAAGGAUAGCCUCUUCUUUAAAUUUCAGGGACAUUCGGCCAAAUCGUUGGAUGAGACGGCUGCCGUUGUGAAGAGUGUAGUCGAAAGGCAUGGGGGCUUCGGCUUCACACUUGCUAAAGACGAUCAAGAAGCGACGUCUCUGUGGGCAGACAGAAAGAAUGCUCUUUUCUCUGGGCUUGCGUUGCUGGAAGGUGAUGAUGGGAAAGGAUGGAGUACAGAUGUUUGUGUGCCACCGUCAAAUCUACCACAACUUGUCUACGAGACAAAGCAGGACCUCUCGGAAAUAGGUUUGAUUUCGACAAUAGUUGGUCAUGUCGGCGACGGAAACUUUCAUGCUCUUCUGCUAUUCAAAACAGACGAAGAGUUGGAGAUCGCGAGGCACGCUGUUCAUAGAAUGGUAAAGCGGGCAAUCGCUCUCGAUGGGACAUGUACCGGAGAACACGGUGUUGGUAUAGGAAAGAAAGAGUACUUGUACGAAGAGCUUGGCUACGGAACGGUUGAGUUGAUGAAGACCAUCAAGCGGUCUAUCGACCCACUCGGCCUUUUCAAUCCAGGAAAGCUUUACCCCGAUGCACCAGGUGUUGCAACGAAGGCUGACCCGCGCUCCACAUAG
Pleurotus ostreatus (oyster mushroom) is the source of this 1473-nucleotide messenger RNA. RefSeq lists its product as uncharacterized. Lineage: Eukaryota; Fungi; Basidiomycota; Agaricomycetes; Agaricales; Pleurotaceae. The transcript has 13 exons. Gene Ontology annotation, molecular function: D-lactate dehydrogenase (cytochrome) activity; FAD binding; D-lactate dehydrogenase (NAD+) activity. Gene Ontology annotation, biological process: lactate catabolic process. Gene Ontology annotation, cellular component: mitochondrion. Bases 1 to 1473 code for a protein of 490 amino acids. The record is from RefSeq and is a predicted model, not a curated record.